Messenger RNA from Manis javanica (Malayan pangolin), 3203 nucleotides. The record is from RefSeq and is a predicted model, not a curated record. Lineage: Eukaryota; Metazoa; Chordata; Mammalia; Pholidota; Manidae.
CAGGCACAGGGUGCAGAGGUCAGGGCAGUCACCCCUAAAGGGUGUGGCGAAUGAAUGAAUAAGGGAGCAAAUGAGUCAAGUGGGAGGCUUGGCCCUGUGUCCUGAGUUCCUGCCAUAGAAUCUGGGCAUUAGAUGAUGAAGACAGAGGGGUUCUCACUCUCCCAGAACCCAUGUUUUGGCCAGGUAGGGAGAUAGUCAUAUUCUUUUGAAAAUAAGGCAGUGUCACAAAGUGAUUGACUCCAGAAAGAAAAUUAAAAUAGAGUGAUAUCAGAGUGUCUGGAUAAACAUUAGACAUUGUACCACAUGGAUGGCUGAGGAGGGUCUUUCUGAGGAGAUCCUUGAGUCGAGUAUGAAUGAAAUGGUCAGGAGUGUUUGGGGAGGCAGAAGAGCAAAUGCAAAUGUCCUGAGGGGGCACCAAGCUUGCAUGUUCAGAAACACAGGAGGCAGUGUGGCUCACAUGUCUUGGGAGGAGAGGAACCCAGAGAGGCCAGGGAGGCGCUGAUCGUGGGGAUCCUUGUAGGCCCUGGUCAUGAUUUUUAUUUUAGAUGCUCCAGAAGCCGCCAGAGGUCCCCAAAGGCCCCUGCAUCAAUCUCAGUGCCUAUGGAACUUACAGCCUAAUGGCAGAGUCUCAGACCCACCCUCGAACACUCUUCUUGGGUGCCCUCAGGUUGAUGGGAAAGUAAUCCCAGAGACACACUGGGGAGCACUCUUCAGGGAUGGAGCAGGGCUUUCUGGAGUGAGGACCCCUGGCCCAAGGCGCCGGCAGGACCAUGCUCCUGGCCUGGGGCCUGCUUGGACACGCAGCUCCCCUCUCCUUCACAGCGAGUGCAGCGGAGAGAUCUUGAACAACUGCUGCGUGAUGGAGUAUCACCAAGCCACAGGCACCCUCAGCGCCCACUUCAGGAACAUGUCACUAAAGAGGAUCAAGCGUGCUGACCGGCGUGGCGCAGAGUCCGUGACAGAGGAGAAGUUCACAGUCCUGUUUGAGUCUCAGUUCAGUGUUGGCAGCAAUGAGCUUGUGUUUCAGGUGAAGACCCUGUCCCUUCCUGUGGUUGUCAUCGUUCAUGGCAGCCAGGACCACAAUGCCACCGCCACCGUGCUGUGGGACAAUGCCUUUGCUGAGCCGGGCAGGGUGCCAUUUGCCGUGCCUGACAAAGUGCUGUGGCCACAGCUGUGUGAAGCGCUCAACGUGAAAUUCAAGGCCGAAGUGCAGAGCAGCCGGGGCUUGACCAAGGAGAACCUCGUGUUCCUGGCGCAGAAGCUGUUCAACAGCAGCAGCGGCCACUUGGAGGACUACAGCGGCAUGUCCGUGUCCUGGUCCCAGUUCAACAGGGAGAACUUGCCAGGCUGGAACUACACCUUCUGGCAGUGGUUUGACGGGGUCAUGGAGGUGCUGAAGAAGCAUCACAAGCCCCAUUGGAAUGAUGGGGCCAUCCUAGGUUUUGUGAAUAAGCAGCAGGCCCAUGAUCUGCUCAUCAACAAGCCAGAUGGGACCUUCUUGUUGCGCUUUAGUGAUUCGGAAAUUGGGGGCAUCACCAUUGCCUGGAAAUUUGACUCUCCUGACCGCAACCUGUGGAACCUGAAGCCGUUCACCACAAGGGAUUUCUCCAUCCGGUCCCUGGCCGACCGGCUGGGGGACCUGAACUAUCUCAUCUAUGUGUUUCCCGACCGGCCGAAGGAUGAGGUCUUCUCCAAGUACUACACUCCUGUGCUCGCUAAAGCAGUGGACGGAUAUGUGAAGCCACAGAUCAAGCAAGUGGUCCCUGAGUUUGUGAGCGCAUCUGCAGAGUCUGCGGGGGGCAGCGCCACCUACAUGGACCAGGCCCCCUCCCCAGCCGUGUGCCCCCAGGCUCAUUAUAACAUGUUCCCACAGAACCCUGACCCCGUCCUCGAUCAGGACGGAGAGUUCGACCUGGACGAAACCAUGGAUGUCGCCCGGCAUGUGGAGGAGCUCUUACGCCGCCCCAUGGACAGUCUGGAUGCCCGCCUCUCCCCACCUACUAGUCUUUUCACCUCUGCCAGAGGCUCACUUUCUUGAAUGUUUGAGUCCCACACUUUUCUUUGGAAACAGUCCUCAAUGGGAAGGGGUCAUAGUAGUUGUGAUUUUAGUAUUGCUGUGCGUAUUGGCGCCUUUGCAGGUGGCACGUGUAUGUGCUGCACAGGUGCGCCUGCCUCGGUUUUGCCAUUCUGGGUAUGUGGCUGCAGCAGCAAGCUGCUGCCUUUUUCUUCAGAUCAAGGCAUUCCAGGAACCCAUGGGUCUGCUUCUGUUGCAGAAGAGACAGAGCUUCUGUUGUUGCAAGUACUCGGUGCAGGCAGGCCUAUUCCUGCCGGGACCUUUACCUGCUCAGCAGCUAUUGAAUGAAAUUAUUCAAGAAGGAAGGGAGAUGGGUAACCUCUCUCAACUUCAGUUUUACUCCUGAGUGAGAAGCUUCCCCUCCCAAGUGUGUACACACAUUGAUGUACAUGCAUCUGUGCUCGGGGACAUGUUGGUCUAUUGAUUCCCUCAGGAGGGAUGUAGAGUUCAAUGUUGGGUAUUUUAUACUUUAAUGAAAAUGGGUUCCAGCCUUCUUGUUAACUGAGAGCUUACCUAGACUGCAGCCACAUCUCUACCAGCAGAAAUAGGCAGUUGGGCCUGUCGAAGCUGCUGAACACGUGGUUUCUUGGCUUCUUGGCCUCCAGCCAGGGGGCCUGGGCUUCAAAUCUCUGAUGCCCGUGCCCACACUCCCACUCUCUCCAUCCCCUCCCCUCUUCCUGGCCCUAGCCUUCUUUCCUCACCUGUCUUCAACCUUGCUUCCAGGAGAGGUGGGAGGGAAGGGACUGGUCUAGGAUAUGGUGGGUGAUCCCCUACUUUCCUGGAAAAAACCUUUGGCAGAAAAGCAGCAAAUCAGCAGCUUGCUGCAUGUCUGCAGAAUCUAGACUGAGGGGUACAAGCUGAUCUCGUUCCUCUCAGCUGGGAGGUGUGCCUGGAACAGCAGUUGCAUAACUGUGGUCUGAGAAGGCCUUGCUCCAAACCCAAUGUGCUGCUCCCUCUGAGGCUAUGACAUGACACGAGCCAGGGGCAGCUGGCAGUGGAAAGAUUGGGAGUCCCAGGUUUUAACAUCUCUGAGAGAAGUUGGGAACAAGAAGAGGGAUUCUUUUGUACUUUGUACAUAGGCCACACAUUUGAGUAAAUGGUGUUUUGAAUAAAAUAUUUUUUUCAUAAA